Molecule: messenger RNA, 831 nt
Organism: Solanum dulcamara
Lineage: Eukaryota; Viridiplantae; Streptophyta; Magnoliopsida; Solanales; Solanaceae
Product: transcription factor bHLH162-like
Exons: 3
Coding region: 100-759 (219 amino acids)
Biological process (GO): regulation of transcription by RNA polymerase II
Cellular component (GO): RNA polymerase II transcription regulator complex
Molecular function (GO): DNA-binding transcription factor activity, RNA polymerase II-specific; protein dimerization activity; RNA polymerase II transcription regulatory region sequence-specific DNA binding
Source: RefSeq, a predicted model, not a curated record
UUUUAGAAUAUCUUGAAAUAGAAGAAAAACUUAUAAUAAUAAUAAAAUAUUUAGAGCUAAUUAGGGUUUCCAUUAACAAUAUAGUUGAUCAUCAAGAAAAUGUAUAGUGGCCUACAGGUUUGUAAUUCAGCACCAAGAUUGGAAAAAAAGUAUGUGGAGAAGAAUAGAAGGAACAAGAUGAAGACCCUCUUUAACCAACUUCUUUCCCUCCUCCCACCUCACCCCUCAAAGUUACAGGAAGAAAUGGCAUUGCCAAAUCAAAUAGAUGCAGCAAUAACUUACAUAAAAAGUUUGGAAAUGAAAUUGGAGAAGAGCAAAAUGCAAUUGGAAAAAUUAUUGAGGAAGAGUCAAAAGAGGCCCAAUUUAUUAUGCAUUGCAAAUCAUGAUCCAAAUUCAAGUAAUAGCAAAUUAUCAUCUCAGAUUGAAAUCCAAGAAAUGAGCCCAACAAUGGACUUAAUUUUGACGACUGACCUUGAUAAUUUAGCUAUGUUUUAUAACAUAAUUAGGUUACUCCAUGAGGAAGGUUUUGAAGUAAUUAAUUCAAGCUUUUCACUCCAUGGGAACUCUAUGUUGCAGAUUUUCCAUCAAACUAAGGUUAUUGGGAACUCAACAAAAGAAUGUAGAGCUACAAGGGUGUAUAGAAGAGUGAAGGAAUUGCUUAAUGGAUCUUCUUCUUCUCCUUCAAGUGAUGAUAUUAUUGAAACCCUACUGAGUUCAUGGGACCAUGAGAUUCAAUCUGAAAUGCUAGGGUUAAUUUGAUGUAAUAGAUUUAUUACCAACAUAACUCACUAGCGUAAAAGUUAAACUUUACAAUAAAUUAUAUUAAUCAUU